AUGCCUUUCUAUUUCUUCUACCUACUUAUAUUCUCAGAGUCUGACAGUACCAAUUGGAACCAGAUAGAGUUAUUCCAUGCUGGCAAAAAGGUCACGAUUUGUGGUCCAGUAAAAUCAAAAUUCUGUCUCCCUAAAAUUAGCGUUGGCAAGAAGACUGAUGCUGUAUACUUCCAGGCUGUCCCACCAGACUACACUGAAGAAAUAGCAGCACUUGCAAAAGCCACAGAUGAAAGACUUCCUCUUCAGGCUACUGCUGAUCAAAUCUGGAUAGGACAAUUAAGAAGUGAAGCAGGCUUACAAGAUGUUGACAGCUCCAUCAGCAAUUUUCUAUUGGAGACAAUUGAGGAUUGUUGUCUCUGGGAAACAAAAUGGCUAAAUAUAUUCUAUAGAUUGCCGAUGGAGAAGAAGGCGUUGCUGCUGAAACCAAAGCACCAAGAGAGAGCAAACGCCAGAGAUACUGUAGACUACAAUAAAAGCCUUAAGUCUGCUUUUCAGGCGUGUAAGCUGAAGCCGGGAACCAAGAAAGAAGAAUUAGUUCUCCGCAUUUACAACUUCAUGUGGAUACCACACUGGCGAGCCCAACCGUCCACAAUCCUUCGUGUCUUUUAUACUCUCGCCCUCCCUCCCUCCCCUCCUCAUAUUGACUCAUACCAUGUUUUGGGUGGUGUUCUUGCCGCAGUGUGGAAAGCGUACUGGCGCACAAUUUUUGACGAUGUGCCUUUUGUUCCUGCCAAUGUAGUUGUUUCUGUGAACAAAUCGCUUCAAUUUUUCUUUCAGUCUUCCCAUUUCCUAGACUAG
This is a messenger RNA of Phycomyces blakesleeanus NRRL 1555(-), 798 nucleotides long. RefSeq lists its product as hypothetical. The record is from RefSeq and is a predicted model, not a curated record. Bases 1 to 798 code for a protein of 265 amino acids. The transcript is spliced from 5 exons. NCBI's taxonomy places the organism in Eukaryota, Fungi, Mucoromycota, Mucoromycetes, Mucorales, Phycomycetaceae.